Messenger RNA from Oncorhynchus mykiss (rainbow trout), 4990 nucleotides. RefSeq names its product nuclear receptor ROR-beta. The record is from RefSeq and is a predicted model, not a curated record. Gene Ontology annotation, cellular component: nucleus. Gene Ontology annotation, molecular function: zinc ion binding; RNA polymerase II cis-regulatory region sequence-specific DNA binding; nuclear receptor activity. NCBI's taxonomy places the organism in Eukaryota, Metazoa, Chordata, Actinopteri, Salmoniformes, Salmonidae. Gene Ontology annotation, biological process: regulation of transcription by RNA polymerase II.
GCGCGCUGUUUCGCGGGAAAAAGGCAGGCCAGUCGAGCAAGAUCAUGUGAGAGUCCACGCGCCGAAAGAAGGUUACAGCAGCGAGCGAUAAGAGACAGUGAGCACCAGUACAGGAACGAGGUGGGAAGACCAGGAGUUCGCCACAAUACCUCAUUGUGAACAGUCACAGGAAGAAUACUUGUGCUACACGGAGUAAAUACGUUAACAAACUUAACCUAUUCGUUUGAUAUUUUGUUUGUUUCACAUACCAGCUAUUAGAAAACAUAUUAGGAUUUGUUGCUUUUACUUUCAACAGCUCCUUUUCGGAGCGAAAAAGCGUAUAUAAUCUUUAUAUUCCUUCGUUUUAUUUUCUUUACGUUGAGUUUUGCGACUCAAAUAUAAUAACAGCAAGAAUAUGAGAGCACAAAUUGAAGUAAUACCCUGCAAGAUCUGUGGGGACAAGUCAUCAGGGAUCCACUAUGGUGUAAUCACCUGCGAAGGCUGCAAGGGCUUCUUCCGACGCAGCCAGCAGAACAAUGCUAUAUACUCCUGUUCCCGGCAGAGGAACUGUCUGAUUGACCGCACCAACCGGAAUCGCUGCCAACACUGCCGGCUGCAGAAGUGCCUGGCCCUAGGCAUGAGCCGUGAUGCGGUGAAGUUUGGCCGCAUGUCCAAAAAGCAGAGAGACAGCCUGUAUGCUGAGGUCCAGAAGCACCAGGCGUCCCAGGAGUUAACUGCCGCCCGUGAGGAGGGAGGCGAGGUCGGAGGUCACAGCCGGGCAUACAGCAGAGGCUCCAGUGCCGCUCUCAGCGACCUUGAUGACAUCACCCUGCCAGACGGCCUGCUGUGUGACCUGCCCCUGACACCAGAGGGCGCUGAAAGAGAGUUCUGCAAUCUGGAAAUGAUGGGGGGAAGCGGGGGUAGCAGCUCCUCCUCUCAAAGCUCACCCGAACAGAACAGACUGGACUUCGGAGACAGCAACCACCACAUCAAGCACGAGUACCAGCUGCUGCACGAGUCCGGGCUGUUUACACACGCACUGCUCAACCCUCUACCCGAGGGAUUCUCCAUGCUCGAGAUUGAACGUAUAACUGCUAGUGUGGUAAAGUCUCACAUAGAGACCAGUCAGCACGGCAGUGAGGAGCUGAAGAGGCUUAUCUGGUCCCUGUACACCCCUGAGGAGACACGCAGCUUCCAGAGCAGGUCUGCGGAGGUCAUGUGGCAGCAGUGUGCCAUCCACCUCACCAAUGCCAUCCAGUACGUGGUGGAGUUUGCCAAGCGCAUCACUGGAUUCCUGGAUCUCUGUCAGAACGACCAGGUCAUUCUUCUCAAAGCAGGAUGUCUGGAUGUGCUUCUGAUUCGCAUGUGUCGCGCCUACAACCCCAUCAACAACACUAUUCUGUUUGAUAGCAAGUUUGCUAGCGCACAGACCUUCAAAGCUCUUGGUUGUGAUGACCUUGUGGGUGCUGUGUUUGACCUGGCCAAGAGCCUGAGUCGUAUGCAGCUCUCUGAAGAGGAGAUGGCUCUGUUCAGUGCUUCUGUUCUCCUGUCACCAGACCGACCAUGGUUGACAGACAGGCAACAGGUACAGAAGCUUCAAGAGAAAGUAUAUCUGGCUCUGCAACAUUGUCUACACAGAGGUGGCUCAUCAGAGGAGAAACUGGCAAAGAUGGUGUCCAAGCUUCCCAUGAUGAAGUCCAUCUGUAAUCUACACAUUGACAAGCUCGAGUUUUUCCGUCUGCUCCACCCGGAGACUGCAUUCAAUUUCCCCCCUCUGUACCGUGAGGUGUUCAGCAGUGAAAUCACCUUCCCAGACUCCACAAUGGACUAAAAAUCUGUUUAGCUAUGAAAGUGAUUCAUAUAGAGACAAAAAUAUGUAGGGAACGAGAGGUAGGGAGAGGAAUGUGGCAACAGCGAAGUAACCAGCAGCUCUGUGACAACCCUGCACGCUACACUUUAGGACAUACUACUCUCACCUCAGACCUCCACCUUAUGGAGUUGCUUGGACUGUAAGCCAGUCCAGGCUACAAAAUUCAACACUAGGUGCUGGGUACUAUAUGCAUGCUGCCUAUUUUGGGGGGAGUAAAACGGUUCUGAGAAUGUAUUUUUGCAAUCUCAGAUGGUUUUUCUAAGAGCUUGAGAGCUUGAGAUCUCCCUUAAGCUGAAGUCCUCUGUAAAACCAGUUUAACUUAUUUUCCAGGUCUCAGUGUAAGUCCUUGUAAGAUAAUCUUGAAUGUACCCCACAGACAUGCAGCACAGCCCAAGGCACGGGACUGAAUGUACUAUACAAUCCUGCCCCAUUGGAGGAGAUGCUGUGUAGUCUCUUUUUUAUCUUAUUGCAGUUUGACAGCUCAAUUUUUUUUCUCCAGUUUCUUAUUUGGUAGUGCCCAUACUUUGCAGUUUUGUAUCCUAUGAACAAACUGUUUAAAGGGACCAAGAUCAAAUGGAUAAGUGGUCACAUUUUUUUGCAUGCAAGACAUGGACGAUGCAACUAUUACCAUGCAUGCAGACUUGCACACACAGCACUAAGACAAAGCACUUAUGCUGACCUAUACAUGUAUUUUUACAGGCACACAUUCAGACACUGAUAUUUUUCAGCUCGACUUACAUUUUUUAGGUGCAAUCAAAGACCUCAGUCCCACUACAUUUUCCCUUGCCAAUGCCACUUAGAGAGAGAGCAAGAGAGAAGAAUCACAUAAGUAUUUUUAAAUGUUCUUUAUAUAUACACUUAUAUUUACUCAUGUAAAAAUAAAAUUAGACAGGGAUUUAAAUAUAUAUAUACAUUGAGUGGGAGGGAGAGGGGGAGAUGUAUAAUACGUAAAAAUGAUUCAGGUUGUUAUUGUAAAAGAGAAUGUGUUAUCAAUGACUCACCUGGUUAAAUAAAGGCAAAUAAAUAAAUAGAUUCGCCAGGACUGCUCUUUCAAAGUAUUUCUGGUCAUAUUCUGGGGUACCUGGAUGGAAAAUUAUUAGAUGAAUAGCACUUACCGACAAUGAGCCCUCCCUCACCCAAUCUGGACACUUUUCUCGUGCUACAAAUAAUCUCAGGGUUCCAGCUCAGAGACUGACGAACGUCCUCCUGAAACUGACAGAAGUGGGACAUCCUCCUGCCUCAGACAGGCAGGACUAAAGCAAAUGAGAUAGAGAGUUCCCCAGGAGAUGAAGGAUCCCUCAAACCAGGGGUCUGUAGGUCCAAUACAAGACUUUGUUCAAGAGGGAAAGGAAGCAGAUGAUAAGAAGAAAACAAAUAGGUAGUGAAAACACUUUCCAGGUCUCCCAGCUCGGCACCAACAACAAUUUGGAAGGGGUGUUUAGAGUUUGAGCUUUGACCAGUCUGGGGAAGGUGGGGACUCAGGCUCCCUCUGUAUGUUUUUAGGCAGUCUACUGUUUCAGACUGAACUGAAAGUGUGAUGAUUUGUUAAUGAUGCCUUCUCUCCCUAACCCUCCCCCGUUUACCUCACCCUCUCAAAAAACACUCACGGCAUAAUGAAGGGUUAACAGAGCCAUCAGCUACCCCCCAGAGUUAGGGAUUUCAACAUUUAGAUUAUAGAGUAUUUAAGAUGUCAGAAUUUAUAAUGCAAUUUGAAGGAUGAUGAUAGAGUACAAAAAUAUGUAUUUUAUGUUUAUAUAUUUUUCCACACGGUUUAUUUGGGAGCAUUAAAUCUGCCCCUCUGUCUUCAAUGAGAGCACAGAUUUUUAUUAAUCUAUACCAGGAAGUUAAAGUUAGAUUAAUAUCUAUUUUUAUGGAGAGGGACAUUGGGUGUAGCAGGAUAUUACUUUUGAACUAUUCUUAAAGGGGCUUUUGGGAUUUCAAAAAACUCUCAACACCCUCAGUACAAAGCUUGUACAUAGACAAGCUGCAGUGUGAAAGGUUUGGUCAGAGCAGAAUACUUGUAUUACUUUUACCACAAUAAGAAAGAAACACUUACGGGCCUUGAAUAUUUUCUGUCCAAUUAUAUUUCAAUAAUCAUGUUUCACUAUGCAAUGCUGGAACAGUGCGGUUCUUCAUACUGUAUAUAUAAAAGUAGUUGGUAUUUAGGGGGAUACACCUUUCUGGGAGCUUACCACUGUGUCAUAUUGGGACUGUGCAAUAAUGUCUUUCCCGAUUUCAGUUAGGAAGGUCUUAACAGCCCUGGUUAGAUGUCUCAGUAGACUUCAUAAGCAAUCCAGCCUGAGACCCCUUAAAAGUACAGCACAAGAGGUUUUUAAUUCUCUCAACAUAACAACACUCAACUUUUACACAGAACUAGUUUAACUGACUUGAGUUUAUGGUUCGUAAGGCAGAGGAGAUUCUAGUAAGUGAAAUGCUUUGUAAGUGUUUAGAACUUAGAUGGUUAUGUAUUUGCACACCUAAAACUGCUUUUCUUUCUUUUAAGGCAGUUCGCAAUGUGUGCAGUUACAUUUCCUCUCAGUCACUCAGGGAGAUAGCUGGGCUCUCUGUUCCAGUGUUUUCAUCAGUUAACCUAGUCCGACACCUUGCGCGGAAUAGAAGAAGACCUUAAAACCUUGAUCACAGUGUACAUGUUCUUGUGAAUGUUGUUCACAAAAGUAUCAAAGGUUUGAUCCCAGUCUAAUAUCAAUAUUAUUACAGGACUUUUGAGCCUACAUUUUUUAAUAAAUAGGAUCUAAAAUGUAAUUACAUUUACAGAUGGAUUUUAAUCUAUGUAUCCUGUGUUGGUUUUGUUGUGAUCUUUUGUUUCUUAAUUUCUAUCGUAGUCUGUCAUAUUUUUUCUUAUCAGUUUAGUGUCCUCCUUUUUGUCUUGGAGAGUUGUUAUUCUAUUUUUUCAAUAAUAUCUCCCUACAUCUUUUCAUGAUACUUCUAUUUAUCAUGUUUUCAUUCUAUUUUAAGAUGAUUAUUGAAAUCAAUCUAGAUUUAAAAAAAUAUAUAAUUUAGGAUAUAUUAUGAAUAUGAAGCCUAAGAGUAUUUUUUAACACAUUUAAGAGUUCUUGUUGUAGCAACAAUGGAGACACAAUAUGUGGAUUUAAGAAUGUAAUAAAAGUCAUUUUACAAUAA